AUGUCUUCUUUGAAAACACAAAUUGACAAAGCCACCGAUUGUACAUUGACCGACGAUAAUUGGCAGUUUAUUCUUGAUGUCUGUGACACGAUAUCCAAAGAUCCUGAAAAAAAUUCGAAGGAUGCAAUUAGUUUCAUCAGAAGUCGACUCUCCACAAGGGAUGCGAAUACUCUAUUCAGAACACUUUCUCUCAUUGUUGCCAUAGCUGAAAAUUGCGGCUCAAGGUUACAACAAGAAAUUGCCUCGACUAGCUUUCUUCAGGAGAGUGUUUUGAGCAAAUUGUCGGACAAGAAAGUUCACAAGCAAGUGAAGGUACGGAUCACAGAGGUGAUUGCCCAUCUCAAUAAGACAUUUAAGAACGAUCCGUCCUUAAGACCGAUACAAGAUGCGCUACAAACUGUGAGAACAAAAUAUCCUCAGUAUUGUAAAGGGGCACCGUCCAAGCCAGCUAAAACAGCAAUACCUGGAAAAGUCAAGGAGCAGGAAGAGCAAGAGCUCGAACGAGCGCUACAAUUAUCGGUACAAGAAUACGAACGGGAGCAGAGCGUGAGAAAAAUAAACAUAAAGAAUGAAGUUGCAGACAUGCCCCACGAAAGCCGUGAAUCGGUGCUGAAAGAUAGAUUGGAGCCCAUGACGAUCGCCAAUGUCAAAAAGGUCCGCGCUCUCUAUGACCUCAUCUCCUACGAGCCAGACGAGCUUUCGUUUAAAAAAGGUGAUAUCAUUAUUGUUGUGGAAUCUGUUUACCGUGACUGGUGGAGAGGUGCCCUUCCUAAUGGAAAAGUUGGCAUUUUUCCAUUGAAUUAUGUGACCCCCGUCGUAAGCAAAACACCAGAGGAAGCAGCGCGAGAAGCGUCUGUGGAAGAGAGGUUGCUGAAAGUGGAGCAACUAAAGAUUGAUGAGCUUCUUGCUCUUAUCUCAUCGGAUCCUUUGACAUUAGAUGAAGAUAGAGUCACAGAUUUGUACAAUGACGUACUACCCUUGAGACCUUCAUUAGCAAAGGCUAUCGAAAAAUACGGCACUCGAAGAGACGAACUUACAGUACUUCAUGAUCGUACGAGUAAGGCCACUUACUUUUACGACUCAUUGAUUGAUAAAGCAGUACAUCAUAGUGGAGAGUUCCGAGCAUCUGAUAGUCUACCGUAUCCUUCGGGGGGUAGACUUGUUGAGCCGCCAGCUUUGCAACAACAGCUGACGAGCAGUGGCUUUGGGAAUCAAGGGGUUGAUAAUCAUUUUAAUCGGUAA
This is a messenger RNA of Candidozyma pseudohaemuli, 1242 nucleotides long. It is a transcript of the gene HSE1, whose product is annotated as ESCRT-0 subunit protein. Gene Ontology annotation, molecular function: ubiquitin binding; phosphatidylinositol binding. The transcript has a single exon. The record is from RefSeq and is a predicted model, not a curated record. Gene Ontology annotation, cellular component: ESCRT-0 complex. Gene Ontology annotation, biological process: protein transport to vacuole involved in ubiquitin-dependent protein catabolic process via the multivesicular body sorting pathway. Bases 1 to 1242 code for a protein of 413 amino acids. NCBI's taxonomy places the organism in Eukaryota, Fungi, Ascomycota, Pichiomycetes, Serinales, Metschnikowiaceae.